Impatiens glandulifera is the source of this 1014-nucleotide messenger RNA. RefSeq lists its product as uncharacterized. The transcript is spliced from 6 exons. The coding region runs from base 1 to 1014 and encodes 337 amino acids. Gene Ontology annotation, molecular function: nucleic acid binding. The record is from RefSeq and is a predicted model, not a curated record. Lineage: Eukaryota; Viridiplantae; Streptophyta; Magnoliopsida; Ericales; Balsaminaceae.
AUGCUUAAACUCACAAGCAAGGGGUCUCUUGUUGUGAUGAAGGGACUCAGGAAAACUGUCAGUUUAUAUGUUCUGCAAGGCUAUAUGAUUACAGGUGAUGUUAUUGUUGCUAGUUCCUCUAUGUCUGAUUCCGAUGCUACAAGAUUAUGGCACAUGCGUCUGGGUCACAUGAGUGAGAAUGGCAUAGUCGAAUUGAACAAGAGAGGGCUUUUUGAUGUGCAGGGUAUUACGAAGCUGAAGUUUUGUGAACAUUGCGUUUUUGGUAAGCAGAAAAGAGUUAGGUUCUCGGCUGGAAGGUUUGAACAUUUUUUGAAACAAAAGAGUGACGUGUUUUCUACUUUUAAAGAGUGGAAGUUUAUGAUUGAGAAGCAGACAGGGAGAACUGAAGGUAUUGUGAGGCACCAUACAGUUCGACAUAAUCCUCAACAGAAUGGAGUUAUAGAGAGGAUGAAUAGAACUUUGAUGGAGAAGGAGGUAUGGACUGGUUCUCUUGCUAGUUAUUCUGAUUUUAAAAUUUUCGGGUGUCCUCCGUAUGGUUAUGUAGAUAAUGGGAAGUUAGAGCCUCGUUCGGUGAAGUGUGUGUUCAUAGGGUUCAAGCAAGAGAUUGAUUCAGAAGAAGAACCUACGACGUAUUCAGAAGCGGUUACUUGUGAAAACACUAGUAUGUGGAUGAUCGCUAUGCAGGAAGAGAUCGAAUCGCUUCACAAGAAUUCUACAUGGGAUCUAGUGAAGCUACCAAAGAGCAAGAAGGUUGUUCGCUGCAAAUGGGUGUAUAAGAGAAAGGAAGGUACGAUGGGAGUUGAAAAAGUUAGUUCUAUUCGGGCUUUACUAGGUAUUGUGGCAUUCCACGAUCUUGAGCUUGAGAAGUUAGAUGUAAAAACUGCAUUCUUAAAUGGAGAACGUGAGGAAGACAUCUACAUGCAACAACUAGAGGGAUCCGUAACCUUAGGAAAGGAGGACUACGUAUGUGAGCUGAAAAAGUUUCUUUAUGGUUUGAAACAGUCACUGAGAUAG